Messenger RNA from Colletotrichum acutatum, 1190 nucleotides. RefSeq lists its product as uncharacterized. Lineage: Eukaryota; Fungi; Ascomycota; Sordariomycetes; Glomerellales; Glomerellaceae. The transcript has 3 exons. The coding region runs from base 239 to 952 and encodes 237 amino acids. The record is from RefSeq and is a predicted model, not a curated record.
UGGCGCGGGCAUUUGGAAAGCAGAGAAAAAAAGCAAUCGAUAAACAGUAACCAAUCAGACCCUAGACCCAGGACCCCUGUCGCACAUUGUCCAGCUGUCGCGCGUCAUAAGGCUGAGUGGUCGGUCACGGCCCCCCUCUACGAGAGGUGUUUGCGCCUUUACCAGCUACGACACCAUUACCAAACACCAGCAACCCGCUACCGCCCAUCGCGCAUUUUACGAAACCCUUCAAACCAAAAUGGCAGAACCUCGAGGCGCGGCCGCUCGUCUGCGGCGCACCUUCCACUAUCCCACCGACGAGGACUCGGCAGACUCCCAGCCAGAAGCCAUGGACGAAGAGGAACAAGAAACCCUCAUCCGCCGCCUCGCAGAAGACAACGCAGCCCGCAACGCCCAAUUCGCAACCGCCCUCCUCGCCCUCCCCCUCCUAACAACGAUCCCCUACCUCUUCAACCUAGCCCGCCUCUCCGCCCCGCUCACCUCUCUCCUCUCUUUGACGUCCCUCCUCUCGACCGCCUACCUCCUCCACACCCAACCCCCAGGCGCGACAGGAAUCCCCUGGCUCGACGCUUGGUCCCGACCAAAGACCCCGCGCCCCAGCCCGGCCUCCUCGCUCGAGUCCUCGACCUCGUCCGUCUCCGGCGGUCCGUCGUCCUACCAGCCCGUCCAAACGACGCAGAGGAGACGCAGGCGGAGCUCCUUCUCCUUCGCCGAGGAGCAAAAGGGUCCUUUGGAGCUGUAUCUGCCGUACCUCAACCUCGGGCUCUGUGGGAUGCUCAUCCUGGCGGGGUUGGCGACGAAGUCGAGCGACAAGGCUUCGUUUGGCCACGUGGGGCUGGGGAACCUGCCUGCUAUAGUGUACUUAGUUGUUCUGAUCGCAAAGGUGGUCAUGGGCAGCGUCGAUCCGGAAAAGGAGUUGGCCGCGCUGAAGUAUGGUUUCAAGGGCGCGUAAGGAUCAUGACUUGAAAAGAAAAGUAGCUACGUGGCGGCGGGGAUGUGUAUUGUUCUAUUGUUUUACUACGAAUACCACGGGACGGAAGGAGUUAGCUUUACGACUUAUGCUGGAAUGACGACGUAACUAUUAUGCAGCGAGCGCAAAAGAAGGAUUGUCCAGAGGUCGGGCUACCACAAAUCGAGUUUGAUCGGGAUUGAAAAAAGAUGCAAGCACAAGUCUAUUAACUUUUACUGAC